GAGUUGUUUUGACAAGAAGGACGAAAACGCAUCGUUCCUAUGCAACUUCCUCCAAAGAUACGAGGGGAUUGGUUUUAAACGUUAGCAGACGCUUUAUCUGUCCCUGUGCUACCUUCCUCUCCACCGUUUCGAUUUUCAGCUUUAUUCCAAGUUUGAUUCUGGCCCGUGAUCCCCCACCAUGAUGCGCUACUGGGGCGAGAUCCCCGGGCCUGCGGGGGCUCCCCCGAGCCGCAGCUCUUUUGACUUGCUCCAGCGCGAGUUUCGCACGGUCGAGAUGCAGGACCCUCCCCUGCACCAGCCCUCGGCCCAGCGUCCGCGGCCCACCACCAUGUUGGACAUCCCCUCGGAGCCCUGCAGCCUCACCAUCCACACCGUGCAGCUGUGUCAGCAUGCCCGCCGCCUCCGUGGCCUCCUGUCAGCGGCUCAGGGUCAGAGCUCGGCGUCCUCCGAGAGCGGCAGCAAGCUGGAGGAGGCUGAGGCCAACCUGCCCCUGCGUCCUCCCACCCCGCCUGUGAUGCCAGAUGACUUGCUGCCCGUGGACAGCAAAGCCCCGCGGCAGCCCUUCCUGCUCCGCCACAGUGACCCUGAAAGUGACUUCUAUAAGGGUAAAGGAGAGCCUGUCACGGAGCUGAGUUGGUCCUCCUGUCGGCCACUCCUCUAUCAGUCAGUGGCCACCGUCUUGGCCCACGCUGGCUUCGAGUCGGCCCAGGAGAGCGUGCUGGAGACUUUGACCGACCUGGUCCAUGAGCAUUACCUGCGCGUCACCCGCAUGCUGCGCGUGGCGGUGGACCGCGAGGCCCGGCUCGGAGCGAGUCCCUUCCCAGAUGUGGUGGAGCAAGUGUUCCACGAGGUGGGCAUUGGCAGCGUGCUCGCCCUGCAGCGCUUCUGGCAAGUGCGAAUCAAGGACUAUCACAGCUACAUGCUGCAGGUGAGCAAAGAUCUGUCAGAGGAAUAUGAACGACUGGUGAACCCGAAGGCUCUGGAGGACUCCAAGCCCCCUAGGAUCAAGGAGGAGCCCAUGAGUGACAUCUCUUUCCCCGUGAGCGAGGAACACGAGGCAGACUUGGCCUCUAGGGACCAAGCUCUGGGGGUCCUCGGGGCCCACGGUGAGAGGCUGGCUUCGGGCCUGGAUGGUGACCAUUCUCCUCACACCUCAGGUACAGGUGGGACCAACAACUCCCCACUGUGGCCACAGGUAAAAAUGGAGCCGCAGGAUGUCGAGGUGGGCCAGGGUGCUGGCCACCACCAGCACCAUCACCACCACCACCAUGCCGUCUUGGGUGGCGACGUGUUCGAGGAGGGGGGGCCCAUGUCCACCAUGAGCGAGUCAGGGGGAGCCAUGGCACCCUCUCCUGGGGGCGUGGCGUCAGACACCAGCUACGUGUCUCAUUCGCCCGACUCCUUGAUGGGCGCCUCCCCCGUCUUCAACCAGAGGCCCAAGAAACGCCCGAGGAAGAUGUGAGGAUGCGUUCACGGACGGUGGGAAAGGUGGCCUCCGAGCUUACCAGCAGCAGGAACAAGUCUGGCGAUGAAACGCAGUGGCUGUGCAGCUGUUGAGCUCCACGGCCACGGCAUAAACUGACAUGUCAUGAAUGGCCUGAACUGAUGUGGGGGGAGUGAAGUGUAGUUAUUUUUUAGUUUGUAUAGUUUCUCUCAAAAUAGCUGAAGACUUUGCUGUUGACUUCAGAACGGGGUUUACUGCCAAAAGAAUAAACAUCUUUGGGAGUACC
Messenger RNA from Cyclopterus lumpus (lumpfish), 1730 nucleotides. It is a transcript of the gene supt7l, whose product is annotated as SPT7 like, STAGA complex subunit gamma. NCBI's taxonomy places the organism in Eukaryota, Metazoa, Chordata, Actinopteri, Perciformes, Cyclopteridae. The record is from RefSeq and is a predicted model, not a curated record. Gene Ontology annotation, molecular function: transcription coactivator activity; protein heterodimerization activity. Bases 179 to 1462 code for a protein of 427 amino acids. Gene Ontology annotation, cellular component: SAGA complex. The transcript has 5 exons.